Xyrauchen texanus (razorback sucker) is the source of this 2834-nucleotide messenger RNA. RefSeq names its product testis derived transcript (3 LIM domains) (gene tes). Lineage: Eukaryota; Metazoa; Chordata; Actinopteri; Cypriniformes; Catostomidae. The record is from RefSeq and is a predicted model, not a curated record. Bases 135 to 1823 code for a protein of 562 amino acids. Gene Ontology annotation, molecular function: zinc ion binding. The transcript is spliced from 7 exons.
AGUAAUGCAGCAUGAGUGAGGUCUGAACUGGAGGGACAGAGGUUUUGGAAACUGUCCCGUGCGAGAAGAGUGACCGGACAGUGAAAGUUUCUGGUGGGAAUAGUCUCGGUGCUGUUUUGACAAACUCAAGAAAAAUGGAGAUCGAGAGAGAAAUAAAGAAGAUAACCCUGGGACAUGAGAUUGGAGCUGGAGCAUCCUGUCUGAAAUGCAAGGACAAGUGUGAAGGCUUUGAUCUUCACUUCUGGAGAAAGAUUUGCCGAAACUGCAAGUGUGGUGUUGAAGAUCACGAUGUGCAACUAGAGACAGAGGAAAAUAAGAAGGUGGGGAAGCUUUUCGAAGACACCAAGUACACAGGACUCAUAGCCAAGUUGAAGAGAGAUGGCAUUCCCUCAUACAGAGGCAACCAAGUCACCAUCUGCAUCCCAUCCCCCACCACCAGCACUGCUGUUCCUUUUCAUGCUACCACUUAUAUGCCCGGCUCCAGCCAGACCUCCAUCCCGACUGCACAGCCUCCCCAUGCCCCACCUGCUGCCACCCCAGGAGCUGCAGCCCACACCCAUGCUGGUCCAGGAACAGGCCCCAGUGAUAUUCCCGGAACUGGCCAUACUGCUGCCACAGCAAGAGGCCCUACUACUGCCCCAGGAACUGGUCCCAAUGCUGCAUCAGGAUCAGGCCGUACUGUGGUCUCUUCCACUGCUGUUCCAGCUAAAGGGCCUGGUGCUGCCAGAGUUGUGGUUGCAACCCCCACCGCAGUGCCUGCCAAGACGAAUGUGGUCAAGUCUGUCACCUAUGAAUGGGCUCCACCUGGGAUCAACCAAAGCCUGGCUCUGCACUACAUGGAGCUUCUUCCUCCGGAGCGGCGACCCAUCUCUGGUACGGCAGGAGCAGAUUACCGUAAGAAGCAGAUGGCCAAACAACUUCCAGAGCAUGACCAAGACCCUGAGUUCUGCCAUGAACUUUCUCCUGGUGAGGUCAAGCAAAUGCAGCAGUAUGUCCGCAAGUACAAGGACGAGGCAUUGGGCAUAGGCGACAUCACGCUGCCCGAAGAUAUAGGAAGACAGGUGGGUCAAGCCGGGGAAAAAGGUCCUCAAGGUCUGGUGGCUGGAGGCAAGCCUGCUGCUGGAACAACAGGAAGAACAGCAAGUGGAAUUGAUUCAACACCAGGAGACAAAGGUGAUGCUGUUGCUACCAUGGGAAAGGUCGGCGCCCCAGGGGCUAUUGGGACUUCGCAAGUUGGACCUGUUGGUAAUUAUUCAUGCCACCAGUGCCAGUUGCCCAUGAAGAAGGGUGAGCCAGCGGUUUUCGCUGAACGAGCAGGCUACGAUAAACUCUGGCACCCAGCCUGCUUCGUGUGCUGUACCUGCACUGAGCUGCUGGUUGACAUGAUCUAUUUUUGGAAGAAGGGCAAGCUGUAUUGUGGCCGGCAUUACGGAGACAGUGAAAAGCCAAGAUGUGCAGGUUGUGAUGAGCUCAUCUUCAGUAAUGAGUACACCCAGGCCGAGGGCCAUAAUUGGCACCUGAAGCACUUCUGCUGUUUUGACUGUGACUGUGUGUUGGCUGGAGAGACCUAUGUCAUGGAGAAUGAGAAGCCUGUCUGCAAACCCUGCUACAUGAAGAACCACACUGUGUGUUGUGUGGCCUGUCAGAACCCCAUCGAACCUGAAGCCCAGCGUGUGUCCUACGGAGAGCACCACUGGCACGCCGAGCCCCAGUGCUUCCAGUGCUCCUGCUGCUCCAAGUGCCUUGUGGGCCAGCGAUUCAUGGCCAUGCAGGGAAUGCUGCUCUGCUCUGUCGAGUGCAAGAAGAAGAUCAUGGCUUCCUGAAGGAGCACCCUGGAAUUUCACUUAUGUGAAAAAAUAGUUUGACCACUUGAGCACUGCAAGCCAGUAUUCCUUUAAUAGCAAAAGUUAAUCCAAAAUGAAUAUUCUUUCAUUAUUUACUCACAAUCAUGUCCUUCCUAGCCCACAUGUCUCAUUUCUUCUGUGGAAUGCAGAAGUAGGUAUUUUAAAACCUCUUCGCACUGGUCAUUUUCUUUUCAUUUUGCAAUGACUGUUCAUAGUGACCAUGUCUGUCAAGCUCCAUAAAUGACAAAACACACACAAAAUAAGCAUUAUAAAAGUAGUCCAUAAUACUCUGGGUGAGAAAAGACUGAAAAUUAAGUCUGAAAUUCAGUGAUGAUCUUCACCUCCAGUGUGUUGUUAACAUUUACCCUUUUCUAAUAAUCAUAUACAUACAUAUAUAUUCACACACACAUACAUAUAUACAGUACACAGUUUUAAAUGACAUGAUGGGGAGUAAAUAAUGAUAGAAUUUCUUUUUUUGGUGAAUUAUUCCUUUAAAUGAGACAAGCUACAGCUGUUCACAUCAGUAUGUGUCAGUUCAGUCAGUCAGUAUCAGUUCACUGCCUAAAUCUUCUUUAAUUGCAAAAAUUCAUGUAUUUGUAUGACACAUACAUUUUCAUGUUCUUCCAAGCCCUCAUUUUAUAUGAUUGUUGGGAAAUUAUAAGCAAUACAGUGGAGCAACUAAUUGUGAUCUAACAAUUUUUUUACUCGCCCUUAUGCCAUCCCAGAUGUGUAUGACUUUCCUUAUUCUGCAGAACACAAACAAAGAUUUUUAGAAGAAUAUUUCAGCUCUGUAGGCCAUUCAAUGCAAGUAAAUGGUGACCAGAACUUUGCAGCUCCAAAAAGAACAUAAAGGUAACAUAAAAGUAACUAAUAUGACUCCAGUGGUUAAAUCUAUGUUUUCAAAAGUUAAAUGACAGGUGUGGGUGAGAAACAGAUUAAUAUUAAGCAUUUCUUCUUUUUUUCUUUACAUUUAAUAACUUUUUUUUUUUA